This is a messenger RNA of Nycticebus coucang (slow loris), 1559 nucleotides long. RefSeq lists its product as uncharacterized. Bases 100 to 738 code for a protein of 212 amino acids. Gene Ontology annotation, biological process: regulation of DNA-templated transcription. The transcript has 9 exons. The record is from RefSeq and is a predicted model, not a curated record. Lineage: Eukaryota; Metazoa; Chordata; Mammalia; Primates; Lorisidae.
CUCUCCUCUGCUAGUGCUCUCUGUUGUCCUCAGUUCGGCCACCAGCAUAUUGACUUAGUGGAAGAGAUACAGGCUUUGGACUUAGAUUGAUUUGGAGUCAUGGCUCUUCAUGGCCUUGGAUCUGUCUCUACAAGAUUCCACUCUUUCCAGAGAGGGGGACACAGAGGCAGAGAUUAUGGCUGCUGUGGUUUUUUCAGUUGGACCUCUCUGAGUCAUGAAGUUACCCAGCCAGAUGAAGAUCUUCACCUUCCCAUAGAAGAAACAAAGGUAUACUUUAAACACUGGUAUGAUUUCAAACUGCAAAAUUUCUGUGAUUUUAAAAGACAGCUUCGUGUUUCCUUUGUGAAAACAUACAGUAAAAUAUUGAAUAGAAGUAAGAAGAGCGGCCAUGCGUGUCUUGUUCAUGAUCUCAGGGGAAAUGCAUUUGGCUGUUUACCACAAUCAGUGACAUUUAAAGAUGUGACUGUAGACUUCACAUUGGAGGAGUGGAUGUUGAUGGACUCUACACAGAGGGACCUGCACAAGGAUGUGAUGCUGGAAAAUUACAGGAAUCUGGCCUCCCUGGGUAAGGGCAACGUCUCCUCUGUGUUGUUCUCUCUGACCAUUUUACCAGGGCUUGCAGUUUCCAAACCAGACAUGAUAUCCCAUUUGGAGAAUGGGAAAGGACCAUGGGCCAUGGUGAGAGAAAUCACAAGAACCCCCUAUCCAGGUUUCUGCACUCAAUAUUUAUUAAUUUAGAUGCUCUUUAAAAGAGAACUUGUGGAGGAGAGCAAGAUGGCAGCCGAGUAACAGCUUCCUUGCAUCUGGGCACCACGAGUCCCGGGAGAUAGGACUCCAGGCAUCUCUGGCUGGUGGAAUCUGCCUAUCAUCACCUCUGUGAACUGUUUCCAUGUCUUUGGACUUGGCACUCAGUUGAACUGCCUUGGGGAGAGCCUGAGCGGGAAUGUGGAGAACUCUGGCCGCUGUCUAGGGCCCCAGUCUGAGCCGCCGAGCCAGACAGAGCCAACAGUGUUUGGCUGUGGGCCACAGGGAGCCAUUGCGAGCGAUCGCAAUAUUAUUUUUUCUAUAACUAUUUUCUGUAAAAAUCACCAGUGAAGCCAUCUGGGCAGGUAUUAUCUUCAUAGGGAAGUUUUUUUCAUUUGUUUGUUUGUUUUUGAGAUAGAGUCUCACUCUGUUGCCCUGGGUUGAGAGUCAUGGAAUCAUAGCUCAACUGUUGGGUUUGAGCUUGUCUCUCGUCUCAGCUUCCUGAGUAGCUGGACCUACAAGUGCCUGUAAGAAAGUUUAAAUUAUGAAUUCAAUUAGAUCAACAAAGGAUUAUUCAGAUUUUCUGUCUUUUUUUAAGUUUUGGUAAGAGUUUGGAAAAAUAUGUCUAUAUCAUAUUAUCAAAAUAUAUAAUUAUUGUCCUUAAAUAGUUUAUAAUAUCUGCUUGUUAUAAUUUUAGUAUCUCCAGGAUCUAAAGUGAUGUUCUUUUCUUCAGUCCUGGUAUUGGCAAUUUGUAUAUUCUCUUUUUGUUUUCUUGUUUAGACUUUCUAAGAAUUUAACAUUUUAUUAAUCUUUUU